Molecule: messenger RNA, 2257 nt
Organism: Sipha flava (yellow sugarcane aphid)
Lineage: Eukaryota; Metazoa; Arthropoda; Insecta; Hemiptera; Aphididae
Gene: Hsc70-3
Product: endoplasmic reticulum chaperone BiP
Exons: 5
Coding region: 162-2141 (659 amino acids)
Biological process (GO): endoplasmic reticulum unfolded protein response; protein refolding; cellular response to unfolded protein
Cellular component (GO): cytoplasm; membrane; endoplasmic reticulum lumen
Molecular function (GO): ATP-dependent protein folding chaperone; ATP hydrolysis activity; misfolded protein binding
Source: RefSeq, a predicted model, not a curated record
CCGUCAGUUUUCCGGUGUUUCAUUUGUCAUUCUCAUCUAUGUUGUUUAUGUAAGCUGUUGUUUGCCUCCUUGUAAAAUUCGUCUGAAGUUGUACAUUAAAUAGUAUUUUAAUAUUUCUUAUAAUAUAAUUAAUAGCUAUUGUUAGGUACCCAAACUCAAGCAUGGACCAGAAAAAGUACAUUUGUGCUUUUUGGUCAUUGUUAUUCUUAGUCUGUCAUGUAACAGCUAAAGAUGCUGGAAAGUCCAAAGAAGAACUUGGUACAGUUAUCGGUAUUGAUCUAGGCACAACAUAUUCUUGUGUUGGAGUUUAUAAAAAUGGACGAGUAGAAAUCAUAGCCAAUGAUCAAGGUAAUAGAAUUACACCAUCAUAUGUUGCAUUCACCAAAGAAGGAGAACGUCUGAUUGGUGAUGCAGCCAAAAAUCAACUUACAACAAACCCUGAAAAUACAGUAUUUGAUGCUAAGCGAUUAAUUGGUCGAGAUUGGUCUGACGCCAAUGUUCAACAUGAUGUUAAAUUCUUCCCAUUCAAGGUGAUAGAAAAAAAUACAAAACCACAUAUUGAAGUAGAAACUUCUGAAGGAGUUUCAAAAGUAUUUGCACCUGAAGAAAUUUCUGCUAUGGUAUUAGCUAAGAUGAAGGAAACUGCUGAAGCUUACUUAGGAAAGACUGUUACACAUGCAGUGGUUACUGUACCAGCUUAUUUCAAUGAUGGUCAACGUCAAGCUACAAAAGAUGCCGGAGCUAUUGCUGGCCUUACUGUUAUGAGAAUCAUUAAUGAACCAACUGCAGCAGCUAUUGCAUAUGGUUUAGAUAAACGAGAGGGCGAAAAAAAUGUUUUGGUGUUUGAUUUGGGUGGCGGUACUUUUGAUGUAUCAUUAUUGACCAUUGAUAAUGGUGUUUUUGAAGUUGUGUCAACCAAUGGAGAUACUCAUUUAGGUGGUGAAGAUUUUGAUCAGAGAGUUAUGGAUCAUUUCAUUAAGUUGUAUAAGAAAAAGAAAGGUAAAGAUAUCAGAAAAGAUAAUCGGGCUGUUCAAAAAUUAAGGCGUGAAGUUGAAAAAGCUAAGCGUGGAUUAUCUGCCAGCCACCAAGUUCGUAUUGAAAUUGAAAGUUUCUUUGAAGGAGAUGAUUUCUCAGAAACCUUGACUCGUGCUAAAUUUGAAGAACUAAACAUGGAUUUGUUCAGAUCAACCAUGAAACCUGUUCAAAAGGUUAUGGAAGAUGCUGAUAUGAAUAAAAAAGAUAUUGAUGAAAUUGUUUUGGUUGGUGGUAGUACAAGAAUACCUAAAGUACAGCAACUUGUUAAAGAAUAUUUCAAUGGUAAGGAGCCUUCUCGAGGUAUCAAUCCUGAUGAAGCUGUUGCUUAUGGUGCUGCAGUUCAAGCUGGAGUUUUGUCUGGUGAGCAAGAUACGGAUGCAAUAAUUCUUUUGGAUGUCAAUCCUUUAACAAUGGGUAUUGAAACUGUUGGUGGAGUUAUGACUAAAUUGAUUCCUCGUAAUACUGUAAUUCCUACUAAAAAGAGCCAAAUUUUCUCUACUGCCGCUGAUAAUCAAAACACAGUCACUAUUCAAGUAUUUGAAGGUGAACGACCAAUGACAAAGGAUAACCAUCUCCUUGGAAAAUUUGACCUUACAGGUAUACCACCAGCACCCAGAGGAGUUCCUCAAAUUGAAGUCACAUUUGAAAUUGAUGCUAAUGGUAUUCUCCAAGUAAGUGCUGAAGACAAAGGAACCGGUAACCGAGAAAAGAUUGUUAUCACCAAUGAUCAAAACCGAUUGACUCCAGAUGACAUAGAACGUAUGAUUAAGGAAGCUGAAAAGUUUGCUGAUGAUGACAAGAAAUUAAAGGAACGUGUUGAGUCCCGGAAUGAUUUAGAAUCUUAUGCAUAUUCAUUAAAGAACCAAAUUGGUGAUAAAGAAAAAUUGGGAGGAAAGUUGUCAGAUGCCGAAAAGACCAAGAUGGAAGAAAUUAUUGAUGCCAAAAUUAAAUGGUUGGAUGAAAACCAAGAUGCUGACCCUGAACAACACAAACAACACAAAACUGAAUUGGAAAGCGUUGUCAAUCCCAUCAUAUCAAAAUUAUAUGCUAGUACUGGUGGUGUUCCUCCUCCGCCUGCUGGAGAUUCAGAAAAAGAUGAACUUUAAAUGAAUGUAUUUGUAAAUUCAUUUAUUGUAUAUAAGACUGCUAAAGUUUUACUUCCUUUUGGAUUAUGUUAAGCAGUUAGGUUAACAAUUAGCUAAUAUAUAUAUAUAUAAUAUUU